Molecule: messenger RNA, 2872 nt
Organism: Capsicum annuum
Lineage: Eukaryota; Viridiplantae; Streptophyta; Magnoliopsida; Solanales; Solanaceae
Exons: 13
Coding region: 119-2602 (827 amino acids)
Biological process (GO): regulation of telomere maintenance
Cellular component (GO): nucleus
Source: RefSeq, a predicted model, not a curated record
AAAACCUACAUAUAAUUAACACACAAGAAGUCUAUAACUAACCUCUCCACCGUAACUUUUCAAUUUCCCCUUUGUCCUCUCUAUACACUAUUGGCUCUUGUCGAGUUGAAGAUCGUAAAUGGAUCAUUCAUGGCGUCCUCAUCUUCAUCCACCAGCACCAGCACCAGCACCAGCACCACCAAUCCAAUCUACAAUCUGUCCAUCUUGUUCAAUUUCACACUUCCCAUUUUGCCCUCCUCCUCAUCAACCACCCCCUUUCCCAUCAAACCCUACUUUCCAAUAUCCUCAUCAACCCUUCCCCCACCCCUAUCCACAUGACUCGGGGGUUUACGAUCCCUUCAUCGAUCAUCGCGGUGGGCCCCCCCACAUCCCUCCUCCUCCUCCUCCUCCGUAUGGGAAUCUGAACCCUAGUUAUGAUUCACCACCGCCCGCGGGUCCGUUUAAUGUUGGAGUAAAGAGAAUGAGAGUUGAUGAUUCACCUGCUCCGUUACCUAGGUUCUCAGCUGAUAAUCAAAGGAGAUUGGAACUCAUUAACGAGUUUGGUGCCCCGGAUUACGAUGGAUUUAUAGGUGGUAGAAAUAGCAACACCGGUGGUUAUUUAGAUCAUCAAGGUUAUGGUAAUUUGGACAGAAAUCAGACGUUUCUUGAUCAACAACUUUACGAGAGACAACAAUAUUCCCUGAGGGAAGGGAAUGUAAACGAAGAACGUUUUGAGAGGCAGCAAUAUCCGACGAGGGAAGGGAAUGUACAGUUUGGACAAUUACGAUAUGAUGAACUUGACAAUAAUUUUUCGCGGAGAAAUGGUUAUAAGUAUGGUGGUGGUGGUCAUCAAGCCGACAGUUACCACAAUGUAGAGCGUGAGUUUCCAUGGGAUCGAGUUUCAGGGAUGAAGAAGCUGUACCAUGAACAACCUAGCUGUUUGCCAAUGGAUGGUCGUGGUUACAACCAUCAUUAUUCGGAGGGUUAUGCAAUGCAGAAUCAUGUGGAGUCGAAAUCAAAUCACUAUGGUUCGCCAUAUGACCAUAGGGUUAAUUCAUUGGACCGUUGUGGCAUGAGCUUGUAUUCGGAACAGGGCAGUAAGGGAUUUGCUAGCCAGCCGCCACUUCCAGCUUCUCCACCACCUCCUCUUCCAAUGGAACCCCCUUUGUGUGAGCGUCUUGUAUCUUCUUCACCACCUGGGGCAUCUGCCUCAUUGUUUCCAGUUCCCGUUGGUUCUUCAGCUCCUUUGUCAUCAUAUUAUCCUCCACCUCCUGAAGAAAAGUCCAUAUCGCGUUAUAAGCAGCCCAAUUUACAUGUGUCGUCUCGCUCUGCUGCAGAGGAAGUCCCUGUGCAUCGUUAUACUUCAUCAUCUAUACACUCUAGAGGGAGUGAACAUCCUCUGCUAGAGGUACCUUCAGUUAAGUCAAAAGUCAUUGAUGCUUCUCACAUACUAAAGCAUCCAUACCGAGCUACGCGUCCUGAUCAUCUUGUUGUAAUUCUUCGGGGGCUUCCAGGGAGUGGAAAGAGCUAUUUGGCAAAGAUGUUACGUGACCUUGAGGUUGAAAACGGUGGCAGUGCCCCUCGUAUUCACUCAAUGGAUGAUUACUUCAUGACUGAAGUUGAUAAGGUUGAGGAGAGUGAGAUUUCAAAAUCUUCUGGUUCUAUCAGGGGCAAAAAGAUGGUGACAAAGAAGGUUAUGGAAUACUGCUAUGAACCUGAGAUGGAGGAGGCUUAUCGUUCAAGCAUGUUGAAGGCUUUUAAAAAGACCCUGGAUGAGGGGGCGUUCUCCUUCGUAAUUGUGGAUGACCGCAAUCUGCGGGUAGCUGAUUUUGCUCAGUUUUGGGCAACUGCGAAGAGAUCUGGUUAUGAAGUGUACUUGCUAGAAGCAACUUAUAAGGACCCAGCGGGAUGUGCAGCAAGGAAUGUGCAUGGUUUCACGCGGGAUGACGUACAAAAGAUGGCUGGCCGAUGGGAGGAAGCUCCUUCCAUGUACUUGAAACUUGAUGUUAAGUCAUUACUUCAUGGAGAUGCUCUGGAGGAAGGUGGAAUCCAAGAGGUGGACAUGGAUAUGGAAGAUGAUGACUCAUUGGGAGUGCCUUCCACUUUAGAUGAAGAGAAUAUUGAGGAUACUCCGGUUUAUGGCGAUGUAAAGGAUGAUCAGGAUUCAGACCAUGAAGAGGAGCAUCGAACAACUGAAGUAAAAGAAUUGGCAAAGAGUAAAUGGUCAUCUGAUUUGGACGAAGAUGAUACUCAAACAAAUAAAGACGCCACUAAAAACUUAAAUGCUCUCUCUGGGUUGAUACAAUCUUACAGCAAGGAAAGAAAGUCGGUACGUUGGGGUGACCAGGUAACCAAAAGAGGCUUUUCUAUAGGGGCAGCAAAAACUACCAGUGUAUCUUUAAUAAUUGGUCCUGGUGCAGGAUACAACUUGAAGUCGAACCCCUUGCCUGACGAAGAGAAGUUUACGUCAGCUCGAAAUAACGGUGAACCAAAGAGGCAGAACAUAUUUCAAGAGAGACUGCGAGCAGAGCAUGAGUCGUUUAGGGCUGUUUUCGAGUCCUUCAGAACUGGCUUUGACAAGAGGCGGCAGCGGAUAGUUGGGCUUAAUGCUGAAGAUGAAUAGUGCACUGUAGAUAGGGGUUUAAAAUCGCAUAUUAGCAAUUUUGUUUGUUUUUUUUGAUAGUUCUUGCCAUAGAGGAAGAGGCCUGCCUGGUUUCUUCUGCUGGGGAGGGUUUAGGGCUAUUUGUAUUGUUGUAGCAAAAGAGGUAGUUGGUGCCUGUGAAUAGAAGGGCCAUGCCAUGGGUCCAUUGAGUUUGUACUAUUGGAAAUUUUGGUAACGAAGGUUAUCAAUGACAAAAGUGAUUUCUUGAAAGUAAAAGAUAUUAUUUCUCUA